Molecule: messenger RNA, 2760 nt
Organism: Rhizoctonia solani
Lineage: Eukaryota; Fungi; Basidiomycota; Agaricomycetes; Cantharellales; Ceratobasidiaceae
Product: phospholipase
Exons: 21
Coding region: 1-2760 (919 amino acids)
Biological process (GO): phosphatidic acid biosynthetic process; intracellular signal transduction; cell motility
Molecular function (GO): D-type glycerophospholipase activity
Source: RefSeq, a predicted model, not a curated record
AUGUCGUUUUUCGGUCAACUAUCCAAUUUCGUCAGUGAACACAAGGAUUUGCCACUGCUGAGGGAAGGGAUCCAGAGGACCAAAGCGGAGCUGACAGGUGCGCAGAUCGCUUCUUUAGUUUCUCUCUGCUGGAUCAAUCCGAACCAUCGUCAUGAUGAUCCCGAAGAAAUGGAGCACGAUCGCAUACGCGAGGAAAUCCGUCAAAGCCAUCGUUUCACAAGUUUCGCUGAUAUUCGAGAGAACAACACAGUAAAAUGGCAUAUUGAUGGUCAUGAUUACUUUUGGGCUAUGUCUGAGAUCCUUGACUCUGCUCAGGAGUGCAUCUUCAUUCUGGACUGGUGGCUUUCGCCCGAGCUUUAUCUACGUCGUCCCCCGGCUGAUAAUUACGAAUGGCGGCUCGACCGACUCUUGCAGCGCAAGGCACAACAAGGCGUCAAAGUCUAUGUUAUCGUAUACAAGGAAGUCACUCAGACAAUGAGCAUGUCCAGCAAACACACCAAGAACGCUCUCACCGAGUUGCACCCGAAUAUCACUUGCGUGAGACACCCAGAUCAUAUUGGGUCCGAUUCUAACGUCGAGUUCUGGAGCCACCACGAAAAGGUUGUCGUUGUCGAUAAUAAAAGAGCUUGUAUUGGGGGUUUGGAUGCGUGUUUUGGGCGCUGGGAUACUCACUCUCACCCUCUAGCAGACUGUCAUCCCACGGAUUUUUCGAAAACGCUCUUUCCUGGACAAGAUUACAACAACGCAAGAGUACUUGACUUUCAACAAGUGGAUCAUUAUGCGAGCAACCAGGUGUCUUUAUUAGAAACGGCUCGUAUGCCCUGGCAUGACGUCCACAUGACCCUGAUCGGGCCAGUAGUCCUGGACAUUGUGCAGCAUUUCGUCGAACGCUGGAACGAAAUAAAAAACCGUAAAUAUGCUAAAAGACAGGAUGUCGAUUGGCUGGCGCUUCCUCAUGACACUGAUGCCGAACCUGACCAACCUGUUACGCGACACCCUCACCGCGAGCGCUGGCAUAAGAUGGGGCGUCGCUUUAAGCAGAAAUGGCAAGGAGAGGAAUAUCCUCCUGACGACGAGGACGGUCAUUCACCCUUUGGUACAUGCCGUGUCCAAGUCGUGCGCAGCGUUAGCGAUUGGAGCCAUGGCGUCCUGACUGAAGACAGUGUUCAGAGGGCUUAUAUUGAACUAAUUUCGGAGGCGAAACACUUUAUUUACAUUGAAAAUCAGUUUUUCAUUUCAAAUACAGGAAACUAUGGCCCGGUCAAGAAUCUCAUUGCCAAAGCGUUAGUUGAUCGAAUCCUUGUAGCUGCCCAGAGUGGUCAAAAGUUCAAGGUCAUUAUCGUUAUCCCGGAAGUCCCUGGAUUCGCCGGAAACAUUAAAGAUGAAAACGGAAUCAAGACGAUUAUGGCGGCUCAGUAUCGGACUAUAAACCGUGGGGGACACAGUAUUUACGAAGAGAUUCGUAGCGCAGGCUACGAUGCACGAGACUACAUCCGUUUCUAUCACCUCCGCACUUACGAUCGCAUCAACUCCCCUGCAUCAUUCAUCCGUGAGAUGGAACAAAACUCGGGCGUGACAUUCCAUCAAGCUCAAGUUGCACAAGCUCGUCUGUGGAUUGGCGAUGACGGUUUUUGGCAUCAAGAAAAGGUUCAAAUUCGCGCCCCCGAACCUACAGCCGGAUUAGACAACUCUGGAAUGGGACUCACUGAAAAGGGUAAAGAGACACAAAAGACAGUCGAAGCUGUUGAUAUGCCCGCAACAACGCAAGAGGCGGAGGAGAUUAUUUCCAGGUUCCAGAAUGGUGCACCGAGAGGAGAUGAAGAUGUCGCAGAUACCGUCGGACAGCAUUCUCUAGCGGACCAAACCAAAUUCACAGAUGAGCAGUGGCUUGGAUCGGAGCAAGAGGAACGGGAUUCAUACGUCUCGGAGUUGUUGUAUAUCCACUCAAAGGUCAUGAUCGUCGACGAUCGUCGCGUGAUUAUGGGAUCUGCCAACAUCAAUGACCGUAGUCAAAAGGGUGACGGCGACUCUGAAAUUGCACUCGUGGUCGAGGACACAGACGAGAUCGAAUCGAAAAUGAACGGCGAAAACUACAUGGCAACUCGCUUUGCUGCGAGCCUUCGCCGUAAACUGUUCCGAGAGCACCUCGGUCUAAUUGAGCCUCAAGUCUGCGAAAACGGAAAUCACCCAAUCACCUCAUUCAUGCGCCCGGCCCCGAUCCCCAACGAUGAUGAGUUCGGAACUCGGGAGGAUAGCGCAGUAGUGGACCCCUUAUCGGACCGCUUCCAGGCACUCUGGUCCGGUACAGCCCAGAAGAAUAGGGCCAUAUUCUCCGAAUUGUUCAGGACAGUGCCAAAUAACAUUGUUCAAAACUGGGAAGAUUACAAGAAAUACGUUCCUAAAGUCAAGACCGGCCAUUUAGCGACUGAAUGGGAUUUGGCGAUGGUCAAGUCUAAACUUUCGCAGAUCCAUGGACAUCUGGUCGAGGCUCCGUUAGAGUUUUUAAUUGGAGAGAAGGAACUAGUCCAAAAUCCCGAUUGGCAAGGUUUGAAUCCUACAAUUGGACCCGUAGACCCAAAUGGGGGUGUCGAGAACGAGAAAUCGGGGGAAGAGGGGAGGGAUGCGUUCAUGGAGGAAGGGGCCAUGGAACAAUACUCGAAUGGAAGUAGAAUCAAAUGGGGUGCAUACCUAUUCGUGUACAACGGCGGCCUGUUAUCGAUACAAGCGGGUGGAUCUAGCCUAGCGCAAUCCAAGCAUUGA